Myodes glareolus (Bank vole) is the source of this 891-nucleotide messenger RNA. The record is from RefSeq and is a predicted model, not a curated record. Lineage: Eukaryota; Metazoa; Chordata; Mammalia; Rodentia; Cricetidae.
UCGGGGUGCGUGGCUUGCGGGGUUGGCGGGGGUCCGCACGUGGGCCCCGGGCGGUCCCCAUCGGUGGGGCAGUGCGCUCGGCUCUGCUCUUUUGUGUCCCGCCCGAGUGUCUGGGCGCAUCUGCAUCCCCGACUUGGUUCUGUGCCUCGAGCCUUUGUGUUUUCCCGUAUAGUUUCUGUCUGGCGUGAACCUGGCCGUGGUACCCCCGAAUGUUUCCCGUGGACCCACUGGUGCGUAUGUGCGUGUGUCACAGGUGUGCACUGACAUACGUUUGACUGAUUUCGGUUAGUCAAAAGAUCGGUCUAUCAUGUCUCUGACUGAGGAUGACAAGUGAGACACGAAAUUCACCUAACAGGGCUCAUGUAAUCAAAGAAGUUUCUUUGUUGUGUGUGUCUUUACAGAACACAACAGGAACUGAAAAUGUAUCAGAAUACGGAGUCUGUGGCCACCACUGAGACUCUGGCUGAGGUGCCUGAACACGUGCUGCGAGGACUUCCAGAGGAAGUGAGGCUUUUACCGUCUGCUGUUGACAAGACCCGAAUUGGUGUCUGGGCCACUAAACCAAUUUUAAAAGGGAAAAAGUUUGGGCCAUUUGUUGGUGAUAAGAAGAAACGAUCUCAGGUUAGGAAUAAUGUGUACAUGUGGGAGGUGUACUACCCAAAUCUGGGGUGGAUGUGCAUUGAUGCCACCGAUCCGGAGAAGGGCAACUGGUUGCGCUAUGUGAACUGGGCUUGCUCAGGUGAAGAACAGAAUUUAUUUCCACUGGAAAUCAACAGAGCCAUUUACUAUAAAACCUUAAAGACCAAGUGGAGCAGCCAGCUGGCAGUAGCGCCAUGUAGGACCCUGCAGGAGCCCCUGCUGACCAUUCCUCUUGUGAUCAUCUGCUGUUGA